Gossypium raimondii (Peruvian cotton) is the source of this 2445-nucleotide messenger RNA. Its product is annotated as protein DETOXIFICATION 56. Gene Ontology annotation, cellular component: membrane. Gene Ontology annotation, molecular function: antiporter activity; xenobiotic transmembrane transporter activity. The transcript has a single exon. Gene Ontology annotation, biological process: xenobiotic detoxification by transmembrane export across the plasma membrane. The coding region runs from base 442 to 1941 and encodes 499 amino acids. NCBI's taxonomy places the organism in Eukaryota, Viridiplantae, Streptophyta, Magnoliopsida, Malvales, Malvaceae. The record is from RefSeq and is a predicted model, not a curated record.
UUUGAAACUUCUCACAUAGGGAUGAGUUUUCAAUUACCCUUGUUUCAAAGCUAUAUUCGCCCUAUAUGAACAAAAGAAAGCAUGCAAAGCAUCUGAUUGGAUGCCUUACACGACAUCCUAGUUACUAGUUAAUCAAAUGAAUCAGGUGCUAAAGAGAAUGGUUAAUUAGAUAGUAAAAGUAAACGUUCUAAUGAAAGAAAAACCAAUGAAACGAAUAUCUCACGAAAUGUGAAGAUGUUUUGCCUUAUCAUCACGCACUAUAAAUCGACCACCCAACUCUCUCUUCAUUAAUUGGCUGUAACGAGCUUGCAAUAAUUGAUACCCUCACGAAACUCAUGCACUAGCAGGCAUUCAGCCAUCAAUUCUUUCUUAUUUAAACAAACCAGAUUUCCCAUCUUAUAUAUUCGGAUUUUGGAGCAACCCCACCAAUUUACUUCCAUAAUGCCUGCAACUGCAACAUCAAGAGUGGUAGAGAUCCCAACUGACAAACCAUCUCAGUCACCUUCAGUUUCAUAUCCCACCAAGAAAUGGCAGGCCAACCUAUUGCAGAUAAUGCUUUCAGAGCUGAAAAUACAGAGAGGACUAGCACUUCCAUUGGUGGCCAUGAACUUAACCUGGUUUGUGAAGAUCGCGGUGACUACAGCUUUUCUAGGCAGGCUUGGGGAGCUCCAGUUAGCCGGUGGCACACUCGGUUUCACCUUCGCUAAUGUCACCGGUUUCUCCUUCCUCAAUGGACUUUGUGGUGCCAUGGAACCUAUCUGUGGUCAAGCUUUUGGAGCUAAAAACUUCAGGCUCCUUCACAAGACACUUUUGAUGGCCAUAAUCUUGUUACUGUUAACUACACUACCUGUUUCGUUCCUGUGGCUUAAUGUUGAUAAAAUUCUAAUCCAUUUUGGCCAAAAAGAAGACAUUUCAGCUGUUGCAAAGACGUAUCUUUUCUAUCUUCUACCUGAUUUGGUUGUCACUUCAUUGCUAUGCCCUCUCAAGGCCUAUUUGAGCUCUCAAAGCAUAACUAUCCCCAUCAUGUUUAGCUCGGCUUUAGCGCUUGCUUUUCACAUCCCCAUCAAUAUCUUUCUUGCAAAAGCUAAGGGUAUUGAAGGGGUUUCGAUGGCAAUCUGGAUAAGCGAUCUCAUAGCUGCAAUCCUUCUGGUCUUGUAUGUAGUGGUGAAAGAGAAUAGAAAGGGAGAGAACUGGAAUGAGGGAGGAUGGUGGGAUCAACGAGUUGAAGACUGGCUUAGACUGCUCAAGCUUAGUGGACCAUGUUGUCUUACCACCUGCCUUGAAUGGUGGUGCUAUGAGAUUCUAGUCUUGCUUACCGGAAGGCUACGGAAUGCCAAGCAGGCAGUCGGAGUGAUUGCUAUCGUUCUGAACUUCGACUACUUGCUCUACUCUGUGAUGUUAUCACUUGCCACGUGUGCAUCUACUCGUGUAUCUAAUGAGCUCGGUUCAAACCAGCCCAUAGCCGCCUACCAGUCUGCAUACGUAACUCUUGCAGUGAGCACAAUUUCCGGUUGCGUUGGUGCAUUGGCAAUGGUGGGCGCGAGAGGCGUUUGGGCUCCUCUGUUUAGCCAUGACAAAGGAAUCAUAACAGGAGUGAAAAAGAUGAUGCUGCUAAUGGCAGUGAUUGAAGUUGUAAACUUCCCCUUAGCUGUUUGUGGAGGAAUUGUUCGUGGAACAGCUCGGCCAUGGUUGGCAAUGUAUGCAAACCUUGGGGGCUUCUAUCUCUUAGCUUUACCGUUGGGUGUUGUUUUGGCAUUCAAAGCUGCACUUGGACUGAGCGGGUUAUUGAUAGGACUUUUAGUUGGGAUGGCAACAUGUUUGGCAUUGUUGUUGGUGAUGGUUGUGAGAAUAAAGUGGCAUGAAGAAGCCGAUAAGGCGCAUAUACUUGCCUCUGAUGGGAAUCUGGAAACAGUUAACAAGGUAAAUGACAACGAAGUAUGAAAAGCACACGAUGAUAAGAUUGUUAGAGCUUCAAUGCCAUGAAUUCUACAUAUGAAGAACUUCAUAUGACCUUGAAGAAUGUCCUAGACAAGAAUUUGCAGAAUGCAACAGCUUUACAGGGAUGCUGGAGAACAAUGGUCAUGCUCAUAUGUCCAUUCAGAAUACAGCUCAAAGAAACAAGCUAAACAGGGAAGCAAAGUGCUAGGUUUCCCAACAUGUCCAGCUAAGCUUACACUCCAUUGAAGUUCUGAAUAUGCAAUGAAUCUCUUUAAGUGCGGUGAGGUGUUGAAGAUGAUACCGCACAGAGCUUAGAUUUUCCUAGGCCAUCCCAAAAAUGUCUAUGGAACCAUUUAAUUUGUAUACAAGACUUAAGGGUUGAGAAUUCACACAUAACACUAAAAUGCAGAUAGUUGGAACACUUUUGGGUGCAUUUCAAUUGAUAGAUAACUUAUAUGGAACCAUUUUCAAAUUUGGCAAAGAAAACCCAUCCAUUUUGUUUGGCAA